CGAAGUCUCUUCCAUUGCCUCUGCCUCCACAGAAAAUGCUUUAAUAAAAGAGAAAAAAAAGACCGGUCCCCUCCUUAUUAGAACGAGUCCAACAUUUGAGAGGCACCCCGUACUCCGUUUCUUCAUUGAUUCCGAUUCUGUAUCUGUUAAUCUGCGGUAUUCUCAACCGGCCAUGUCUUUCAGAUGGCUAAGCCGGGGAAAUGCUUCAUCUGGCAUGGGUGUAUCUGAUCAUAGCAAGAGCACUUUCAUGGAUCUAAAGAGGAGGAGAGUACAUCGCUAUGUGAUUUUCAACAUUGAUGAGAAGAAAAAGGAGGUUGUGGUUGAGAAGACUGGUGGCCCAGCUGAAAGCUAUGAGGAUUUCGCAGCUGCUCUCCCUGAGAAUGAUUGCCGUUAUGCUGUUUAUGAUUACGACUUCGUGACUUCUGAUAACUGCCAAAAGAGCAAGAUAUUCUUCAUUGCCUGGUCUCCCUCAACAUCACCUAUACGUGCCAAGAUGCUCUAUGCCACCUCCAGAGAGAGAUUCAGACGGGAUCUGGACGGCGUUCAUUGCGAGAUUCAGGCUACUGACCCCACAGAAAUGGAUCUUGAAGUGCUCAAGGAGCGUGCUAAUUGAUAAAUCAUCUUACAGGCUGGUGAGCUUUCUUAUUCUCUUACUGCCGCUCCCUUGUGCCCCACCGAGUGGUCCCUCUCUCUGCAUUGUGAGAACUAGUAGAGUUCAUAUUCUUCAUGGCACUGAUAACAAACUCGAUCCCUGGACUUCAGUAGCAUCUGUCCAUGUCGAAGAGCUCACGCUAGUUUUGUCUGUGGACGCUCGACGAAACAAUUUCCAGAAGGAAAAGGUUAAUUGCAGGGAAUGGUUUUAUUAGGGGACAAACCAGCGAUUAAUAUAUGUUGGUGGAUACCAAUUGUAGCAAUCGCAGCCUCAGUAACACAUCAUCUUUGCUGUCAUUCAGCUAUGUACCUUUGAUUUUCGCAUGAUGCAGCGAAGUACCUGUUGCAUGAUACAAGUAAAUGAGAACGAAGAAAAAAGUUCAUGUCAGUAGGUAUCUCACUGCCUGUGUUUCUUCCUCUGCAUCCUCAGGGCAUUGUAUUUACCUCUAGAGUUCUUUAGCUUUGGUCCGAAUCAUAUUCCCAGCAGUGUCGAAUUGCAUUCGACGCAUCCUAUUCUAGGAAGUCGAACUGUCUAUGCAACUGCAAAUGUCCCUUAAUUGAAUCUUCUACUCUGUCUUAGUGAAUUUGGUACCCGAAUAAACAUGCUACACUUCGCU
Messenger RNA from Rhodamnia argentea, 1268 nucleotides. Its product is annotated as actin-depolymerizing factor. Gene Ontology annotation, cellular component: cytoplasm; actin cytoskeleton. The transcript has 4 exons. The coding region runs from base 173 to 613 and encodes 146 amino acids. Gene Ontology annotation, molecular function: actin filament binding. The record is from RefSeq and is a predicted model, not a curated record. Gene Ontology annotation, biological process: actin filament depolymerization. Lineage: Eukaryota; Viridiplantae; Streptophyta; Magnoliopsida; Myrtales; Myrtaceae.